Messenger RNA from Xiphophorus couchianus (Monterrey platyfish), 2717 nucleotides. It is a transcript of the gene lss, whose product is annotated as lanosterol synthase (2,3-oxidosqualene-lanosterol cyclase). Gene Ontology annotation, cellular component: lipid droplet. Gene Ontology annotation, molecular function: lanosterol synthase activity. The transcript is spliced from 22 exons. NCBI's taxonomy places the organism in Eukaryota, Metazoa, Chordata, Actinopteri, Cyprinodontiformes, Poeciliidae. The record is from RefSeq and is a predicted model, not a curated record. Bases 96 to 2303 code for a protein of 735 amino acids. Gene Ontology annotation, biological process: triterpenoid biosynthetic process; cholesterol biosynthetic process.
CCCACGAAACGAGCAACAGGUGGACUUUCAGCACCGGGUGACGAACUUCAUUCACAUCCUUCAGAAGAAUCCAGUUUCUGAGUUUAUCUGCAGAAAUGUCUGAAGGAACGCAGCUGCGGAGGCGAGGCGGGCCGUUUAAGACGGAGCCGGCCACAGACCUGAGCCGCUGGAGGCUGAGAAACGCAGAGGGCAGGCAGACCUGGAGCUACGUGGACGACCAGGAGAUGCCCAGCAGGGAGCAGACCAUGCUGGAAGCUCAUUCUCUGGGUCUGGACAUCAGUCAGUUUGUGUCAGACUCCUCGGCCUCUGAAACGGCUCUGGAUGCUGCAGUUAAAGGUAUGAACUUCUACAGACGGCUCCAGGCUGAGGACGGCCACUGGGCCGGGGACUACGGUGGACCCCUCUUCCUGCUCCCAGGUCUCCUUAUCACAUGUCAUGUUGCUAAGAUUCCUCUGCAUGAGGCCUGGAAGAAGGAGAUGGUGAGAUACCUGCGCUCUGUUCAGCUGCCAGACGGAGGCUGGGGGCUACACAUUGAAGAUAAAUCCACAGUGUUUGGAACGGCACUGAGCUACACGUCUCUGAGGAUUCUGGGAGUUGAUCCUGAUGAUCCAGAUCUGGUUCGUGCUCGGAACAACCUGCACAGCAAAGGCGGCGCCGUUGGGAUCCCAUCGUGGGGGAAGUUCUGGUUGGCUGUUCUGAACGUCUACAGCUGGGAGGGACUGAACACGUUGCUGCCGGAGAUGUGGCUCUUCCCCGCCUGGAUGCCAGCCCACCCAUCCACCCUGUGGUGCCACUGCCGCCAGGUCUACCUGCCGAUGAGCUACUGCUACGCUGUCAGGCUGUCGGCAGAGGAAGACCCUCUAAUUCUCAGCCUUCGACAGGAGCUUUUCGUCCAGGACUUCGCCUCCAUCGACUGGAUUGCUCAGCGGAACAACGUGGCCGCCUGCGACCUGUACACUCCUCACAGCUCGCUGCUCUCUGUCGCCUACAUGGUGCUGAACCUGUAUGAAGCUCAUCACAGCGUCGCGCUGAGGAAGAUGGCCGUCAGAGAGCUGUACGACCACAUCCAGGCCGACGACCGCUUCACCAAGUGCAUCAGCAUCGGGCCGAUCUCGAAGACGAUCAACAUGCUGGUUCGCUGGUACGUGGACGGCCCCACGUCGGCCGUGUUUCAGGAACACGUCUCCAGGAUCCCAGACUACCUGUGGCUGGGACUGGAUGGGAUGAAAAUGCAGGGAACCAACGGCUCUCAGCUCUGGGACACGUGUUUCGCCGUUCAGGCUUUCCUGGAGGCUGGAGCGCAGGACGACCCCAACCUGGUCGGAUGUCUCCAUGACGCCCAUGACUUCCUCAGGGUCACUCAGAUUCCUGAGAAUCCACCUGAAUACCAGAAAUACUACAGACAGAUGAACAAGGGCGGCUUCCCGUUCAGCACGCGGGACUGUGGCUGGAUCGUGGCCGACUGCACGGCGGAGGGCCUGAAGUCGGUGAUGCUGCUGCAGGAGCUCUGUCCCUCCAUCAGACAGCCAAUCAGCUCGCAGCGUUUGUACGACGCCGUUAAUGUGCUGCUGAGCCUGAGGAACAGAGACGGAGGAUUUGCUACGUAUGAAACUAAACGAGGAGGAAAACUCCUGGAGCUGCUCAACCCGUCUGAAGUGUUUGGUGACAUCAUGAUAGACUACACCUAUGUGGAGUGCACGUCUGCAGCCAUGCAGGCGCUGAGGCAUUUCCUCCAGGUUCACCCCGAUCACCGCGCCGCAGAGAUCAGAUCCACCCUGAGAGACGGGCUGGAGUUCUGCCGGCGGGUUCAGAGGACCGACGGAUCCUGGGAGGGAUCCUGGGGAGUUUGCUUUACAUAUGGAACCUGGUUCGGUCUGGAAGCCUUCGCCUGCAUGGGUCACACCUACCAGGCCGAAGACGUCCCGGUGGAGGUGCAGAAAGCGUGCCGGUUCCUGCUGCAGCAGCAGAUGUCUGACGGAGGCUGGGGGGAGGACUUUGAGUCGUGUGAGCAGCGGCGCUACGUCCAGAGCGCCGCGGCUCAGAUCCACAACACCUGCUGGGCUUUGCUGGGACUCAUGGCCGUCAGACAUCCUGACCAGCAGGCCAUCGAGAGAGGAGUCCAGCUGCUGGUCCAGAAGCAGCUUCUCAACGGAGACUGGCCUCAGGAAAACAUUUCUGGUGUGUUCAACAAGAGCUGCGCCAUCAGCUACACCUGCUACAGAAACGUCUUCCCCAUCUGGACCCUGGGCCGAUUCUCCAGGCUCUAUCCCAGCAGCCCGCUGGCCGGGAAGCUGAAGCUCUGACGUCCUGACCUCUGACCCCACUGACAUGUUUUCUUUCUUAUUCCAUCAGCUGUAGCAGAUACCACAACAAUCAGUCAGACACUAAUAUCAGUGAAAAAGAGGAAGAAUCUUGUGCCACAAGCUGCUAAGUGGAAUCACUGAUGACUGAAUCCUGAAGAGUUUAUUGAUCCAUCAUUUACUGAAUAUUAGAGUUUAGUUUCUGAUUUUAUCCCAGACCUGUAAUGGUUUGCUCCACUGGUUAGGCUGCUUAGAAACAUCAUAAAUGAAACAUUGAUCAACAUAUUUGAUGUGUAUUGAUGAUUUUGAUAACGGUAUUUGACAGAAUAUAAGGUUUGAAUACAGUCUGAUGUUUUUAUGAUGUAAAGCACAUUUAACUGAAAUUAUGCUAUACCAAUAAACGUGACUCGACUAUGA